Molecule: messenger RNA, 3525 nt
Organism: Knipowitschia caucasica
Lineage: Eukaryota; Metazoa; Chordata; Actinopteri; Gobiiformes; Gobiidae
Source: the annotation of a GenBank genome assembly
AUGUACGACCAGGAGGAAGACCCGCAGUACGAUGAAGAUGAGGAUGAGAUCACCCCUGAUCUGUGGCAGGAGGCCUGUUGGAUUGUCAUCAGCUCUUACUUUGAUGAGAAAGGUCUGGUCCGGCAGCAGCUGGAUUCUUUCGAUGAGUUUAUUCAGAUGUCUGUCCAGAGAAUCGUGGAGGACGCUCCUCCCAUCGACCUGCAGGCAGAGGCCCAGCACACCUCAGGGGAGGUGGAGGAACCACCUCGCUUCCUGCUGAAGUUCGAGCAGAUUUAUCUUUCCAAACCCACGCACUGGGAACGAGACGGAGCCCCUUCUCCCAUGAUGCCCAACGAAGCUCGCCUCCGCAACCUCACAUACUCUGCUCCUCUGUACGUGGACAUCACCAAAACUAUCAUCAAAGAGGGAGAGGACCAGCUCCAGACCCAGCACCAGAAGACCUUCAUCGGCAAGAUUCCCAUCAUGCUCCGCUCCACGUACUGCCUCCUGAGCGGCCUGACCGACAGAGACCUGUGCGAGCUCAACGAGUGCCCUCUGGACCCCGGUGGAUACUUCAUUAUCAAUGGCUCCGAGAAGGUGCUGAUCGCGCAGGAGAAGAUGGCCACAAACACAGUCUACGUCUUUGCCAAAAAGGACUCCAAAUACGCUUACACCGCAGAGUGCCGGUCGUGCCUGGAGAACUCGUCCAGACCCACCAGCACCAUCUGGGUCAGCAUGAUGGCCCGCGGAGGACAGGGAGUAAAGAAGAGUGCCAUUGGCCAAAGGAUCGUGUCCACCCUGCCCUACAUCCGACAGGAAGUGCCCAUCAUCAUUGUGUUCCGAGCGCUGGGCUUUGUGUCCGACAGAGACAUUCUGGAACACAUUAUCUACGACUUUGACGACCCAGAGAUGAUGGAGAUGGUGAAGCCCUCUCUGGACGAGGCCUUCGUGAUCCAGGAGCAGAACGUGGCUCUGAACUUCAUUGGUUCUCGAGGAGCCAAACCCGGAGUGACCAAAGAGCGCAGGAUCAAGUACGCCAAGGAGGUCCUGCAGAAGGAGAUGCUGCCCCACGUGGGAGUCAGCGACUUCUGCGAGACCAAGAAGGCCUACUUCCUGGGCUACAUGGUCCAUCGCCUCCUGCUGGCCGCUCUGGGCCGCAGAGAGCUGGAUGACAGGGAUCACUAUGGAAACAAGAGGCUGGACCUGGCGGGACCGCUGCUGGCGUUCCUGUUCAGAGGGAUGUUUAAAAAUCUGCUGAAAGAAAUUAGAAUCUACGCUCAGAAGUUCAUUGACCGAGGAAAAGACUUUAACCUGGAGCUGGCCAUCAAGACCCGCAUCAUCUCCGACGGCCUCAAGUAUUCUCUGGCCACGGGCAACUGGGGCGACGUGAAGAAGGCCCACCAGGCCAGGGCAGGGGUAUCACAGGUGUUGAACCGUCUGACCUUCGCCUCCACCUUGUCCCAUCUGAGGAGAGUCAACUCCCCCAUAGGACGAGACGGGAAACUGGCCAAACCCCGACAGCUGCACAACACACUGUGGGGGAUGGUGUGCCCUGCAGAGACCCCUGAGGGCCAUGCGGUCGGGCUGGUGAAGAACCUGGCUCUCAUGGCCUACAUCUCAGUGGGGUCUCAGCCCAGUCCCAUCCUGGAGUUUUUGGAGGAGUGGAGCAUGGAGAACCUGGAGGAGAUCUCUCCUGCUGCCAUCGCAGAUGCCACUAAGAUCUUUGUGAACGGCUGCUGGGUUGGAAUCCACAAGGAUCCAGAGCAACUCAUGAACACACUGCGGAAGCUCAGGAGACAGAUGGACAUCAUCGUGUCAGAGGUGUCAAUGAUCCGGGACAUCAGAGAGCGUGAGAUCCGGAUCUACACCGACGCCGGCCGCAUCUGUCGCCCGCUGCUCAUCGUGGAGAAACAGAAGCUGCUGCUGAAGAGACGCCACAUCGACCAACUGAAGGAGCGCGAGUACAACAACUACAGUUGGCAGGACCUCGUAGCGUCUGGCGUGGUGGAGUACAUAGACACUCUGGAGGAGGAGACGGUGAUGCUGGCCAUGACGCCCGAUGACCUCCAGGAGAAGGGCGUGGCCUACUGCUCCACAUACACCCACUGUGAGAUCCACCCGUCCAUGAUCCUGGGCGUGUGCGCGUCAAUCAUCCCCUUCCCUGACCACAACCAGUCUCCCAGGAACACGUACCAGUCGGCCAUGGGGAAGCAGGCCAUGGGCGUCUACAUCACCAACUUCCACGUGAGGAUGGACACUUUGGCCCAUGUGCUGUACUACCCCCAGAAACCUCUGGUUACUACACGCUCCAUGGAGUACCUGCGCUUCAGAGAGCUGCCCGCAGGCAUCAACUCCAUCGUUGCCAUUGCGUCGUACACCGGAUACAACCAGGAAGACUCUGUGAUCAUGAACCGCUCUGCUGUGGACCGAGGCUUCUUCAGGUCUGUGUUCUAUCGAUCGUACAAAGAGCAGGAGUCCAAGAAAGGAUUCGACCAAGAGGAGAUCUUUGAGAAACCCACGCGAGAAACUUGCCAGGGAAUGCGUCACGCCAUCUAUGACAAGCUGGACGACGAUGGGCUGAUCGCUCCUGGCGUGCGUGUGUCCGGAGAGGACGUCAUCAUCGGGAAGACGGUGACUCUGCCCGAGAACGAGGACGAGCUGGACUCCACCAACCGCCGCUACACAAAACGAGACUGCAGCACCUUCCUGCGCACCUCCGAGACGGGCAUCGUGGACCAGGUCAUGGUCACACUCAACCAGGAGGGCUACAAGUUCUGCAAGAUCAGAGUGCGCUCAGUCCGGAUUCCUCAGAUCGGAGAUAAAUUCGCCAGUCGACACGGACAGAAGGGAACGUGUGGGAUCCAGUACAGACAGGAGGAUAUGCCGUUCACCUGUGAAGGCAUCACCCCCGACAUCAUCAUCAACCCCCACGCCAUCCCCUCCAGAAUGACUGUGGGCCAUUUGAUCGAGUGUCUGCAGGGGAAGGUUUCUGCAAACAAAGGAGAGAUUGGAGACGCUACGCCCUUCAACGACGCCGUCAACGUGCAGAAGGUGUCCAACCUGCUGGCAGAGUACGGCUACCAUCUCCGAGGCAACGAGGUGCUGUAUAACGGUUUCACUGGGAGGAAGCUGACGUCCCAGAUCUUCAUCGGUCCCACUUAUUACCAGCGUCUGAAGCACAUGGUGGACGACAAGAUCCACUCCAGAGCCCGAGGUCCAGUGCAGAUCCUGAACCGACAGCCCAUGGAGGGACGGUCCCGUGAUGGCGGCCUGCGUUUCGGCGAGAUGGAGCGAGAUUGUCAGAUUGCCCACGGAGCGGCUCAGUUCCUGCGCGAGCGACUGUUCGAGGCGUCCGACCCGUACCAGGUGCAUGUGUGUAACCUGUGCGGCCUCAUGGCUAUCGCUAACACACGCACACACACCUACGAGUGCCGCGGCUGCCGCAACAAGACACAGGUGUCCCUGGUCCGGAUGCCCUAUGCCUGUAAGUUGCUGUUCCAAGAACUCAUGUCCAUGAGCAUCGCCCCCCGGAUGAUGACGUCAUGA